Molecule: messenger RNA, 1244 nt
Organism: Rubroshorea leprosula
Lineage: Eukaryota; Viridiplantae; Streptophyta; Magnoliopsida; Malvales; Dipterocarpaceae
Source: the annotation of a GenBank genome assembly
GACGUCCCUAUUACUAUGAGUGUGAUAUGAGACCACAGUUUUUGCAAACACUGUUUACAAGGCGCGCCGCCGCUCUGCACUGUUCUCUUCGUCUUCCCUUUUUGGUUUUCCGUCAAACCCCAACGGCUCAACCUACAGGGCUACACCUAGUUGAGCAAAGGAAUCAUAUACCCACUAAUAACCAUGCGUGCAAGAUUGGUGGUCUUUCCAAUCCGAGGCCGGAACUGGUGCUUCAUCAGAUCCAUUGACCCUUCAUCGUCGGAGACUGCCUCUGCUUAUUCACCGUCCACCAUCAGGGAGCUCUGGAAGCGGAUCUCUUUCAAUUCCGAGCCUUUGAAUGCCAAUGCGGAGCUCGUUAUUGAUUUCAUCUCUAACAAGAUGAAUAAGGGUUGGACGGCUUUGGAGAAGGCACCUGAUGGGAGUUUCAAAAACAAGCUUCAUGGGUUGGGGUUGCGGCUUUUGGCUCGGGUUAAGCCUUCUGAGAAUUUGUUGAAAUCUAUAUCAAAGGAGGUCACUAAUGUUCAAGUUACAUAUCCCCCUAGUUUAAAUCCACGCCUUGUGCGUCGAAGGUUGAGGCAUAUAGCCAUGAGGGGAACUAUUAUUCACAGGAAGUACUUUUAUGGUUCAGUAACAUUGCUUCCACUGACUAGUGCAUUAUCUGUUUUGCCUCUUCCCAACAUACCUUUCUUUUGGGUCUUAUUUCGAUCUUAUUCCAAUUGGCGGGCUCUCAAGGGAAGUGAAAGGCUCCUUCAACUAGUCUCUGAUUACUCACAAACUCAGAACUCUGUCCUUUCAAAUGAUGAAAGCAAUGAAAUGGAGGAUGAAGAUUCCAAGCAUCAAACUAAGGAUUCAGCAGGUUCUCCAUGGGUGUUGGAGCCAUCAAAGGAACUUGAGGAUCUUCUCUGCCAAGGACAUGAGAACGGUGAUCUAAGUGAACCUGCAAUUGCAGAUAUAUGCAAGGCCUUCAGAUUGGACAAGAACGAUGUUUUAAAGUACAAAAAACUAAUGUAGUUGACAUUCUAUUUCAAUUUUUUCCCCUGGCCAUGUCUUGUGGAAUUAGCAUUCUGAUAAAACUGAAUGCCAUGCCAUUUUUUCCCCUUUUCUGAAAGUGUUAAGAGAGCCAUGCCUUCACCUCGGAAGGUAGAAGAGGAUCUCACCACACAGGAAUCCACCUUCCUCCUGAGUAUUUAUAAGACUUCUCUCUCUCUUCCAUUUUUCUUUUAAAAUUAAUUCUGAUCCUAAAA